GUCAUUUGAUAUGGAAAACUGACGAAUGUUAAUUAAAAUGGUCCAUUACAGCGUUGUUCUGUCCCGCUAGAAGCGCACAGACAGUGAGUGGAGGGCGUUUGGGGGAGGUAGCCAUGUCAUCUGGUUUUGAUGUGUGCCAGUGUGCGUCUCUGAUGAAAAGAGGCAAAGGCUCUGUAAAGAUCAGCUGUUGCUUUCAGAAGCAUUGAGAUCUACAGGCAACAAGGGUGUUGCACAUACACAACUGUGUAACUAUAACUUAGAAUGAACUAUACGUAUGACUGUGAACAGAUCAUGCAUGCUGUUUUGAAAAUGCCGUUGUUUUGGGUUCUAUAAGGAUUAUAUUCAUCUAAAAAGUGGUUAUGGACUCAGAGAAGCCGACUGGACAUCAGGGCUCUUUAGAGGAAGACGCUGGGCCCCAUGAUCUUCCCUCUUUCAGUCUUGUAUCACAGAAUCAAGGCUGUAAUGGAUGCAGUGUCCCAAGCCUUUUCAUCGACUCUGGAACAUACUCAGUGGAGCCCUGCCAUCUGCUUGAAAGCAUUGAAGAUUUCACAUCAGAAAACAGGACUCUGUGUGAUUGUGCUGAUACCAGUGGCCUUUCAGAGGAAGAACUCCUGAACAUAACGUUUGAAGCAUGUGACACUGCUGGCAAAGGAGAGGUUCAGGCCUCCACCAUUGUGCAGUAUCUUCAGUCCAUGACGCUCCAAAGCUCCGGCCAGGACAGGCUGACCAAUUUACAAAAUAUGUUAGAUCCAGAGAACCAGGACCCACGUGUUAAUAGGGAUACGUUUCAUGCCACCAUGAGAGAGUGGAUCACCCAGUGCUGCCAAGAUGGGUGA
This is a messenger RNA of Cyprinus carpio (common carp), 836 nucleotides long. Its product is annotated as inositol 1,4,5-triphosphate receptor associated 2-like. Bases 360 to 836 code for a protein of 158 amino acids. Lineage: Eukaryota; Metazoa; Chordata; Actinopteri; Cypriniformes; Cyprinidae. The transcript has 4 exons. The record is from RefSeq and is a predicted model, not a curated record.